Molecule: messenger RNA, 3369 nt
Organism: Abrus precatorius (Indian licorice)
Lineage: Eukaryota; Viridiplantae; Streptophyta; Magnoliopsida; Fabales; Fabaceae
Product: poly [ADP-ribose] polymerase 1
Exons: 20
Coding region: 94-3093 (999 amino acids)
Cellular component (GO): nucleus
Molecular function (GO): NAD+ poly-ADP-ribosyltransferase activity; NAD binding; DNA binding
Source: RefSeq, a predicted model, not a curated record
CGCCUCAAUCCAGAAUGGAAAUAAUGAAACAAGAGAAAAACGAAAUUCAUAAAUAAAUCUAAGCAGAGAGAGUGGGAGUGAGAGUGUGAGAAAAUGGCGAACCCUCAAAAUCAGAAGCCAUGGAAGGUGGAGUACGCGAAGUCUGGACGAUCGUCAUGCAGGACGUGCAAGAGCACCAUUGCCAGCGAGACCCUCCGUCUCGGCAAGAUGGUUCAAUCCACGAAGUUCGAUGGCCUCAUGCCUAUGUGGAAUCAUGUUGAUUGUAUAUUGAAGAAAGCCAACCAGAUAAAAGCAAUUGACGAUGUUGAAAACAUAGACUCGCUUCGUUGGGAAGAUCAGCAGAAGAUCCGAAAAUACAUAGAGAGCGGUGGUGGCAGCGCGACAAAGUCAAACUCAAAUACCAUCAAAGAUGCUGAAUGUGUUAUUGAAGUUUCUCAAACUUCUCGUGCUACUUGCAGGGAUUGUGGUAAAAAAAUUAUCAAAGGAGAGGUUCGCAUAUCCACUAAGCCUGAUGGUCAAGGUGCUAAAGGUUUGGCUUGGCACCAUGCUAAGUGUCUCAUGGAAUUAUCACCAUCAAUUCAAGUGGAUAAGUUGUCUGGAUGGAAUAGUCUCUCAUCUUCUGAUCAAUCAGCUGUCAGUGACUUGGCUAAGAAGGAUCAUCCUAUGAGUAAGGGGGGUGGUAGUGGUACAAACAUCAAGGCUGAGAAGGGUAAAGAAUCCACACAACAAAACACUUUCAAAGGUGGCAUAAAACGGGGGAAGGAUGCUGAAGGUGUGCAGAAAUCAAAAGUUGCUAAGGCCAAGGGAGAUGUGUUUGCAGGCAAGGCAGCAUCAGUGAAUAAUGAUAAUGAUCCAGGGGAAGCAUGUGAUCUGGAGAAUAGAUUGGAGGCCCAGAACAAAGAAUUCUGGGCUGUGAAGGAUGAUCUUAAAAAGCAUGUGACAACAUCAGAGUUGCGGGAAAUGCUAGAAGCCAAUGGUCAAGAUUCUACAGGAUCAGAACUUGAUUUGCGCGAUCGCUGUGCUGAUGGAAUGAUGUUUGGAGGACUUGGUCAUUGCCCAAUAUGUUCUGGUUUUGUGCGUUAUUCGGGAGGAAUGUACCGGUGCAAUGGAUACAUUUCCGAGUGGGGUAAAUGUUCUUACACUACCCGUGAACCAAAACGUAUUGAAGGGAAGUGGAAAAUCCCAGAGGAAACAAAAAAUCAGUAUCUUAAAAAGUGGUUCAAAUCUCAAAAAGGGAAGAAACCAAUUAGGAUAUUGCCUCUGUCUUCAUCAGGGAAUUCUGCUGAAAAUCAAAUUAAUGCUUGCCAGCAUCAAUCAUCAAACAGUGAAAGCUUGCAAGAUUUGAAAGUUGCUAUCUGUGGAUUACCUAAAGACUCUAUUGAGCAAUGGAAAUGCAAAAUUGAUGGCGUAGGUGGGGUGCUUCAUGCAAAAGUAAAAAAAGAUACUAACUGCUUGGUGGUCAGUGCAGUGCUCAGUGAUGAAGCUGAGAUGCGGAAGGCAAGGAGGAUGAAAAUACCAAUAGUCAGAGAGGACUAUUUGGUUGACUGUAUAGAAAGAAAGAAGAAGCUUCCAUUUGAUAUGUACAAGGUUGAAAUGAUUGGCGAGGCUUCUAGCAUGGUCACCAUCAAAGUGAAGGGGCACAGUGCUGUACACGAGGCUUCUGGCCUGCAGGAUUCUGGCCACAUACUCGAGGAAGGGAAAAGCAUAUAUAAUACAACUUUGAAUAUGUCAGAUUUGUCUACUGGUAUUAACAGCUACUACAUUCUCCAAAUAAUCCAGGAAGAUAAGGGGUCAGGUUGUUAUGUGUUUCGUAAAUGGGGUCGAGUGGGAAAUGACAAGAUUGGAGGAAUUAAACUGGAUGAAAUGCCAAAAUCUGAUGCAAUCUGUGAAUUCAAACGAUUAUUCUUUGAGAAGACUGGAAAUCCUUGGGAGGCUUGGGAACAAAAGACUAUUCAGAAGCAACCUGGAAGAUUCUUCCCAUUGGAUAUUGAUUAUGGAGUUAACAAACAGGUCUCAAAAAAGAAUAAAAAUAAUACAGCCAGCAAACUACCCCCUCCAUUGAUAGAAUUGAUGAAGAUGCUCUUCAAUGUGGAAACAUACAGAGCUGCCAUGAUGGAAUUUGAGAUUAAUAUGUCUGAAAUGCCACUUGGGAAGCUGAGCAAGAGCAAUAUCCAAAAGGGGUUUGAAGCAUUGACAGAGAUACAAAAUCUGUUAAAAACUAGCAAUCCUGAUCCAUCAAUCAAGGAAAGCUUGCUUAUUAAUGCCAGCAAUCGGUUCUUCACUAUGAUCCCUUCUAUUCAUCCACAUAUUAUUAGGGAUGAGGACGAUUUUAAGUCAAAGGUGAAAAUGUUAGAAGCACUUCAAGACAUUGAAAUAGCCUCAAGAUUAGUCGGAUUUGAUGCCAACAGUGAUGACUCCAUUGAUGAUAAUUAUAAGAAGCUGCAUUGUGAUAUAUCUCCACUCCCUCAUGAUAGUGAAGAUUUUUGUUUAAUUGAGAAAUUUCUCCAUAAUACUCAUGCCCCCACACAUACGGACUGGAGUCUUGAGCUAGAAGAAGUUUUUUCACUUGAAAGGGAAGGAGAAUUUGAUAAGUUUGCUCCUUACAGGGAUAAACUUGGUAACAGAAUGCUCCUAUGGCAUGGUUCUAGGUUAACAAACUUUGUGGGCAUUCUUAGCCAAGGACUCAGAAUUGCACCUCCUGAAGCUCCAGCAACUGGCUAUAUGUUUGGCAAAGGGAUUUACUUUGCUGACCUGGUCAGCAAAAGUGCUCAGUAUUGCUACCCUGAUAAGAAAAAUCCUGUUGGUCUAAUGCUUUUGAGUGAUGUUGCCCUUGGAAAUGUGUAUGAGCUCAAGAAAGCUAAGUACAUGGAUAAACCUCCUGAAGGAAAGCACUCUACUAAAGGACUGGGAAAGAAAAUGCCUCUUGAAUCGGAAUAUGUAAAGUGGAGGGGUGAUGUUACUGUUCCAUGUGGGAAACCAGUGUCAUCAAAUGUCAAGGCUUCUGAGCUCAUGUACAAUGAGUAUAUUGUUUAUAAUACUGCUCAAGUUAAGAUGCAAUACUUGUUGAAGGUGAGGUUUCAUCACAAGAAAUGAAGAUUGGAAAGAAGUUUGCUUUUUUGGGGUAUCAUCUAUACUAAGUAGUUUUUUGACGAGGACUUGUACAUAGUCCAUCUGGGUUUCUCUAGAAUAGUCUUGGUAAGAUCUCAUUUUGAGUUGACUAGAGAUCUUUCAACCUUUUUUUGUGGGGUGUGUUUAUAAGUGUAGUCAUCUAGACAAACCAUCACUUAUCGCAGAAAUAUCUCAUGCAAUUUGUGAUCUGGUUAUCUGUACAAAACCAACAUUUAAUCUCAAACAACUUAUUAUUGAGCC